Molecule: messenger RNA, 1601 nt
Organism: Cuculus canorus (common cuckoo)
Lineage: Eukaryota; Metazoa; Chordata; Aves; Cuculiformes; Cuculidae
Gene: GNG12
Product: G protein subunit gamma 12
Exons: 6
Coding region: 358-579 (73 amino acids)
Biological process (GO): G protein-coupled receptor signaling pathway
Cellular component (GO): heterotrimeric G-protein complex
Molecular function (GO): G-protein beta-subunit binding
Source: RefSeq, a predicted model, not a curated record
GUCUGCGGGCAGUGGGCGGAGCGACGGGAAGCGGUGGGCGGGGCCAGCGCGAUCGACCGUGAAGACGGAGUGCGGGCGGAGGACGGGAGCGGCGGGCGGUGAGGAUCGUUGCGCUGAUAAAAUCAAAGCCAGCGGGACAGGUAGUGAGACUGCUUAUGUAGACUAAAGAAUUUGCUGAAGGUCACAUACCCUGAGGCCACGCUGGAUCUCGUGACUCCCAGUCUGGUGCUUUAAUCGCAGUGCUCCUGCUUUACAUGCUAAGCAAAAUUGCUGACUUCAGAGAUAGAAGAAAGCUCCUGGCUUUUUAUUCCUGCUGGCUCCAGAGAGUGUAAGUAGACCUUCACCGCUUCGCUGAAAAUGUCUGGCAAAAUGGCUAGCACAACCAACAACAUAGCCCAGGCCCGGAGGACUGUCCAGCAGUUAAGAAUAGAAGCCUCGAUAGAAAGAAUUAAGGUGUCAAAAGCAUCAGCAGACCUAAUGCUCUACUGUGAAGAACAUGCCAAGAAAGAUCCAUUGCUAGUGGGCAUACCUGCUUCUGAGAACCCUUUCAAGGACAAGAAGACCUGCAUUUUAUUAUAGGAGACCGACAGCUCCUCCACAGCCCUCCUGGGCAAAGCCAGCCAUAGGCAGGCAUGUAGACGAGUAUUCUGUAAGGUACCAGCUAUUCACCGUGUAAGAGCAGCUGUUCUUUUACCAAGUGUAUAAACAAUUUCUUCAGCUUUCUAAAGCAUUUCUUCUGUUCCCUAUCUUUAUUAGGAAGCAAGGUUUCAAACUGAAUUAACUUCUUUCUUGUCCAAGGCAAUGAGGUCUCUGUCAAGCUGGCAAGUACCAUGCCGGCAUCCCUGCAGUGGGACGGGCAAGGUGAGCUGGGAGUCUUGUCCUCUGCAGGAGUGGGUCUCGGUUGCACUUUUCAAGUUACAUAAACAAGACCAAAGUUGCCUGAGCUUCGCUGACAGAGAAGGAGCAAAGGUGUAGAAACCUGAUUAACCAUCCUUGGGUUUACAUUUCUUUUUAACAUGGUAUGUGUGGGGUGGGGGGUGUACCUGUGUGGGCAGCGUAUGUGCCUAUGUCUGUGCACAGACACAUUUAGAAGUGCAUUACUUAGCAAAAGCUACCUUGAAAAACGAUUGUAGCACCUGCUGGUGAACUCCGGGGAGCCAUGCCUGCAGGUUGGCUUCUCUUGACAGAGGUUUUUAAGUGUAAAACAACAAGUGUCAAGAAUCAGAGAUCUGCAGGUUUAUUUUCCUACUUUUUAAGAGGAGUUGAAAAAGCAGAAUUUUCAGCUUUGAUUCUGCUUCUCUGCAUUUUCUUCUCUAAUUAAACAUCCGUGUUAGUAUUAAAAGGAACCCUGUCAGAGAAAUCAAAGGCUGCAAGCUGACACUGCCUGAGCUUUGUGCUGAGCUGGAGGCAUGGGUCCAUCACUCGAAGUCCCAGCUGUAUUUUGUGCAAGGAGUCAGAAUUUGACUCUCUUUUAAAGUCAUUUUUGAAGGGGAAAAUUGCCAAAUUAUAUCCAGAUUGUGGUUAUGCAGAUAUAACGGGAGGGCUUUUCUGUCAAGUAAGUGAUUUUAUAUAUACACAAAAUAAAGAAGUCUUUCUCUGUG